Molecule: messenger RNA, 722 nt
Organism: Cuscuta epithymum
Lineage: Eukaryota; Viridiplantae; Streptophyta; Magnoliopsida; Solanales; Convolvulaceae
Source: the annotation of a GenBank genome assembly
AUAACUUUACUUAAUUUGAUUAUUUAUAAAAUUGAUAAAUUCAAAAUAGGAGUUUUUGUGUGUUGUUGAGUCAUCCUUGUCCUCCGUAUUUGUGUAAUAUGCACAUUGGCCAGAAACGCAGAAACAUAACCUUAUCCGCUCCUUUUUCAGCAAAAAACAAUGGCUACGGUUGGAGGCAUUUCCGGCGAGAAGGGGUUCCAAAACAGCCUAGAUGUCGAAGCUCUUGCUCAGUUUGCCGUCUCCGAGCAGAAUAAGAAAGAGAAUUCCAACUUGAAGUUUGAGAAAGUGGUGAGUUUGAAGCAGCAGGUGGUCGCUGGGACGAUUCACCAUAUAACGCUGGAGGCAACUGAUAAGGAUAGUAAUCACAAAAAGGUUUAUGAAGCUAAAGUCUGGGAGAAGGCAUGGAUGAACUUCAAGGAAUUGCAAGAUUUCAAAGCUAUUGGUGAUGCCCCUACUUCUUCUUAGCUUAACGCUUUGCUACUAAAACCAUUUUUUGGAGUGGUGGUAGUAAUUAUCUUGGACAAUAAAGUCUGUUGUUGGUGUUAUGUUAUUAACUUGUUACUAUUCCAAGUAAUAGUAAUAGUAAUAAAUAAACAUUUUAAAGAGAUUAUGUAUCAAUGUAUGAACCAUGAUGAUCAAUAGUAUAACAUUGAUGAUUUAAUGGCUGUCUAUCCAGUUUCACAUCUUAGAUGGUGUGUGUUUUAUGCCUUGUAAUGCAAUCC